This is a messenger RNA of Trichoplusia ni (cabbage looper), 2279 nucleotides long. RefSeq lists its product as uncharacterized. The coding region runs from base 342 to 1526 and encodes 394 amino acids. The record is from RefSeq and is a predicted model, not a curated record. NCBI's taxonomy places the organism in Eukaryota, Metazoa, Arthropoda, Insecta, Lepidoptera, Noctuidae. The transcript has a single exon.
AUACUGAACACAGAGUACAGUAAAACAGUUAGCUGUUAGGGUACCUGGUAAUAUCUAUAUACCUACACUGUGAUUUACCCGCCCGCCCUUCCUACCCGGUCGAAUAUUGAUUUAUGAGCCCGAAGCUAAUACAUUUUGCUGACCACUCCGGCCAUAUUGUUGAGUUGCGUCUAGCGGCGCUUCAUAGUGCCAAACGUUUGCUAUUAUAAUUUAUUUUGUGGUGCGCUUAGCAGUAUUAAUUGCAGUAAGUACUGUGUACAGUUUACAUAUCUCUCACUGAAUAACGAGCACAAAUCGAUUGGGGUGAAAUUCAAGUAACAUAUUUGAAAAGAAAAACAGAUAUGGCUUGUGGUAUUAACUUGGAUGAAUUUAAGAUCGGCACUGCGCAUAGAGCCGUUGUCGGGCAUAUUAACGACCCUCACAGUUUUUAUAUACGUCCUUAUAAAUUAAGCGGGUUUUUAGAAGACCUUGAGAAUCAAUCUCAUCACAGGGACCCGCCGAAGGACAGUGUCACAUAUGGACAAGUAAUACUGUUUCGAUCACAAAAGCUUAAGAAGAUGGCUCGCGGUAAAAUAUGCUAUAUCCACACUGACAGGAGGACCAUGUCUGUUUGCUAUGACAUCUUUGCAAUUGACUAUGGCCAUGUAGAAAAGGCUGUACCAUUAUCCAAUGUGGGCAAAAUAGACCCUCUGUCUGAGAUCCCUAGCCCACCAUUGACUAUUCAUUGUCGAGUAAGCCACUGUGAACCUAAGGGCUCUUAUUUUACAGAGGAAGUCAUUGAUCAUUUUAAAUUUUUUAUGGCCACUGAACACAUUGGUAUAUCUAUUAAUGCCAGAAUUCAAGACAAAUUGCUGGUUGACAUUCAAACUCCGGACAUCCAUGAUCUUGCUACAUUGAUGAGUGAUCUCAAUUACACAGUGCUUUGGAAACCCAUUCAAUUGAAUCAAAUGGCAGAUUCAUCUCCAAAUUCUUUGGAUUUCUCAUCUCUGAGUCUGGCCAUUAAAAGUCCUCAAUUCCGACAUAAAUUGCUACCACCGGGAAUUACAUUCCAUGGCAUUGUGCUGAGUGGAGAGUGUGUCCUCGAUUUCUAUGUGGCUGAUAAAAAUGAAUUCAAGAACAUAAUGUGUCUAAGUGAACACUACAAGAAAGAAAUGCCUGACAAAUUGUUGGAAUAUGAUAAAAUUAUACCUGGCUUGCAUUGUGUUGCAUCAGUAUUUAAUGACUCAUUUGAGCGAGUCGUUGUAAAAGAAGUAUCGCAGCCGAAUCAGAAGGCUAUAGUGCAGCUAUUGGAUUGGGGAUCAUUUGCAGAAGUUAGUUUUUCAAACAUUCGUUUAGUGACUAACGAAUUUACCUACAACCAACCUAUUGUCGCACAUUACUGUGAGGCAGAUCCCGAGCAAGUACGAGAAAACAACAUACCAGAUUUUCUGCAUCAUGGCUUGGAAUAUACCAUUCAAGUUUUAGACUUGGGACACGGAUUUGAAAAGCGACAUAAAGUGAACAUGUACCCAGCUUUUUGUUAUUAAGAAGUUAACUCUGUGUUUUACUGCAUUUAUUAUAAUACAUAUGCAUUUAACUCUACAAGGAUUUUAUAUAACAAUAUACAUUACUAUACCAAAGAUCUCAAAAUCUCAUUGUUUAUCAAAGUUUAGAGAAGUAGGACUUUUAAAAUUUUCUUGCCAUUAUAUUAAUGACAAAUUAAAUAUUUAAGAUAAAUUCUUAACACAGGGUACAUACUUCACUUGCAUUUUUAUAAUUAUUUAAUUGUAUUAAUCUUUUCUACAAUUCAAUUUAACAAUGUGCAAAGUGCAGUAUGCACCUUUAUCAGCAGUAUUUAUUUCAUAAGAACAACAGUAUUAUUUGGAUAAUUGUAUAGUUUUAAGUUGUAAACAUAUUUGGUAAUUUAUUUAAGAAUAAGUAUUUAUUCAUGUGAAGAAUGUAUUUUUUUGAAAUUGCAGUGUCCAAGAUAUUUCAUUUUACAAUUUUUACUUCUUUAGAGAUGUACUCUAGUAAUUACAUGCAUAGCAUAGGUUUUUUUAUGCAGCAAGCAACAAUGAUUUUGCAUAUUAGAAUAUUAAGAUUGUAGGACAAACAUAUUGUCAUCAUAUACAUUUUUCAUAUAUUCAUCAUAUUAUUAUGCAUUAAAUUUAAACAACAUUAAUAUGUAAUCAAUUUUAUUCAUAACAAGUAGUAUAAAUGUAACAGUGUCAGUAGCCACAUUGAUCAUAACUUAGUACCUAAUGCUAUUCAAUUUAAUCUCAAUAAAAGUAGAACCAAAA